CAAACCUAAUUCUGUAAAAGGUUUGUAACUAAAUAUAAAAAGGUGAACGGCUUUUGCAAAUAUCUCAGUCUAAAUAGAAGAUUGUUUUUGUGAAUAUCUCAAGUAGUUCAGAAAUAAUGGAGACUUUUUGCAAAGAAGAACAUAUUCCCAGAGCAAGAUGCAAUACGUGGCCGAUACAACAACCUUCAAACUACACCGAUGUAGUCCAGAAGCCGAAGAAAGAUAUGCAGAAAUAUGGAUGCCGGAACAAUCCAUGGGGAAACCGAAGCUACGCCGAGUUAAUAACUGAGGCAAUAUGUUCAUCACCCGAACGUCGGUUGACUCUGGCGCAGAUCUACGAAUGGAUCAUCUAUAAUGUGCCUUAUUUUAGCCAAAAGACAGACAGUAAGUUUUCGGCUGGUUGGAAGAAUUCGGUAAGACACAAUUUAUCAUUGCACAACCGUUUCAUGAAAAUGCAGAACGAAGUGCAAGGGAAGCCUUCCUGGUGGAUUAUUAAUCCGUCGGAGCCAAAUGGGAAAGACCAGAAGACGUACAGCUUCUGUCACUAA
Molecule: messenger RNA, 548 nt
Organism: Nicrophorus vespilloides
Lineage: Eukaryota; Metazoa; Arthropoda; Insecta; Coleoptera; Silphidae
Product: forkhead box protein O-like
Exons: 1
Coding region: 117-548 (143 amino acids)
Biological process (GO): regulation of transcription by RNA polymerase II
Cellular component (GO): nucleus
Molecular function (GO): RNA polymerase II cis-regulatory region sequence-specific DNA binding; DNA-binding transcription factor activity, RNA polymerase II-specific
Source: RefSeq, a predicted model, not a curated record